This is a messenger RNA of Lizanozyma spartinae, 1545 nucleotides long. RefSeq lists its product as uncharacterized. The record is from RefSeq and is a predicted model, not a curated record. The transcript has a single exon. Gene Ontology annotation, molecular function: RNA lariat debranching enzyme activator activity. The coding region runs from base 1 to 1545 and encodes 514 amino acids. NCBI's taxonomy places the organism in Eukaryota, Fungi, Ascomycota, Pichiomycetes, Serinales, Debaryomycetaceae. Gene Ontology annotation, biological process: mRNA splicing, via spliceosome. Gene Ontology annotation, cellular component: post-mRNA release spliceosomal complex.
AUGGCAAAGUUCUUGAUUCUUAAUCCAGAUCCAAAGGCAUUGGACAAAGUGCUUCAAAAAGCCAACACCCAGAAUCAAAAGAAUGGACCAUUCGAUGCGAUCAUCUUACUCGGUGAUGUUAUACCGCCAGUCAUAGAGGAACUUCCGAAGACCAAACUUGAAGUACCUACAUAUUUUACUAGUGGUUCUUCUUCCUUCUCUGAUAUUGUUACCGAACAUAGCAAUGAGAGGGAGCCAUUUGCGGAAAUCAUACCUAAUUUAAUAGCAUCAACUGACUGUUAUUCAUUUCUCAAACUUCAAACUGGAAUAACGAUUUGUAUCGUUAACGGACAAUACGAAUCCGAAGACAGCGAAAUAGUUGCUAGUCUCAAGAAACGAGACACAGUUGAUUGUGACAUUUUAGUCACGUAUAAUUGGCCAAACGCCAUAGCAGAUCAUCAACAAAGAUUGGGGCUUGGAAGUAGUAAAGUUGACGAGAUAGUCAAACUUAUUCGGCCGAGGUACCACUUUUGCGUUGGGGAUAACGAUGGAGAGUUCUUGGAACUUCAACCUUUUGUAUGGGAAGAUUCAAGUUAUACAAGAUUCAUAAGUCUUGGACAAGAAGGUAGUGGCAAGAAAUGGUUUUAUGCCUUUAACCUUAGUCCUGAGGUUACAAGCAUUGAACCUCUGCAAAUCAUAGAGAAUCCAUUCUUUGACAAACCACAAUUAGAGUUACAAGGUGAGUUGAAACCUAUUUCAACUAAAAGACAACUAGAGCCAAAGGAAAAAACUGAAACGAAGAAGAGAAAAAUUGUCACUCCAGAUCAAUGUUAUUUCUGUUUGUCCAAUCCUAAGGUCGAAACUCAUAUGAUCAUAUCCAUCGGAGGAAAUUGCUAUAUGACAGUAGCAAAAGGACCUUUGACCAAAUCCAGUAACAAAUUACCAUUUUCAGGGCAUGCCUUGAUAAUCCCAAUAGAUCAUACACCUUCUUUAAAGCAAUUGACAGGCCCAGAUUCAACAAUUGAAGAUAACAAAGUGUACCAGGAGAUGAUCAAGUAUGAAACAAGUUUAGUGGAGGCAUUCAAAGACAAGUACCCAAAUUAUAGAUUAAUAUUCUUUGAAAUCUCUCGACUGGACAACAUCCACCACUGCGUUCAAUUCCUUCCAGUACCAGAAUCAAUAAUAUCUAGGUUUUCCCAAGUUUUAGAAGAGAAAUCAAGGAUCAAUAAUGAAACAUACACAAAGAAUGAGUCAUUGGAAUUCAAGGAGUUCGAAUCAACGGAAGAUGAAGCGUAUUCAAAGAUCAUUAAUGAAUCCGACUACCUACUGUUCAAAGUCUAUUAUAAUGAAAAUGCUACUAUUAACAAAAGAAUAUAUAUAGCACCACUUUCUUCCCAAGGAGAGUCUACUGUUGAUCUUCAAUUCCCCAGGCGAGUGUUGGCCUAUCUCCUCCUGAAACCAAAUAGGGUAUAUUGGGAGAAAUGUCGUCAACCAGUGUAUCGAGAGACUCAUGAAUGUGAAAAGUUCAAGGAAUUUUUUCACCCAUUCGACUUCACUAUGUCUUAG